AAAACAUACUAUAAUUUGAAUUUACAUGUUCGUUUUAUUUUGAAUAUAACUAGCAAUUCUUGAUAAUAUAUUCGGUAUAUAUCCUAACAAAAACUUUCUCUCUAGUAUUAAUCUAAUACUAAAUUAUAUUAAUAAGAACUCCUAACUGAAACUAAUAAUUCGGUUAAGAAAUAAGAGAAUAUAUUUCUCAUCAGAAUUAUAAAAACAGUAUUGGUGCUUAAUGAUUAUGAUAGAAAAUAAAUAUGAAAUUCAGGGGUCUUAUAUCAGAUUCCACCGCUAUGCGUGACUUUAUGAACAUUACUACUAGCUUGUCCAAGUUUUCAAAAGAAUGUGUUAUGAGAAUUACUACUAAAAAUGUUUAUUUCAUUGUGUCUGAAGAGGAAUCUGGUCCUAGACGUCCUUUGGUCUGGUGUGACUUACCAGUAAACUUUUAUUUUAAAGAGUAUAAUGUUGUAGGUGUAAGUGAAGAAUAUAAUGAGAUAUAUUUAGAAUUUUCAACAGCUCUCCUUGCUCGAUCUGUAUCAGUUCUGAAGCAAAAUGUAAAAAAUUUGAAAAUUAAACUAACUAAUAAAGAAUUUCCCUGUCUCACCUUGGAAAUGGAACUGGUUCCAGAGGAUAUUCAAUCUAGACAAUGUGUCCAUGAUAUACGUGUAGAAGUAAUUUCUAGAAAGCAUUGGAGUAAUUAUGAAGAACCAAGAUUCAAUGAUUUUCAUGUAACAAUAUCCAUGCCUCCCUUGAAACAUUUGAAAAACAUAGUGGAAAGAAUGAAAAAUAUUAGUCAUCAAUUGAUAGUAUCAGCAAAUAAAAAUGGAAGAUUAAUUCUACAAAUAAAAACAAACACUGUAACAAUAUCCUCACAUUUUCCAGAAUUGAGCAUAGAAAGUUUUGCAGUUGGGCUCAACUCUAACAUGGAUGAUAUCAACACAAUAAAUGAAGAUGGAGAACUGCAAGUCGUCAGCUCAACAAUUGAUAUAAAAAAAUUUCUAAUGUUUCUCACAGGAAUGCAGUUGAAUAACUGUAAAGCACUUUGUAGCAUAGUUCAUGAAAGAAUGGUAAAACUGUAUAUGGAACAACCUGGAGCUAUGAAAUUGCAGAUAUUUCUCACUGAACUGAAUGAUUGAAUAAAAACAUCUUUAUUUUCAA
This is a messenger RNA of Harmonia axyridis, 1143 nucleotides long. It is a transcript of the gene Hus1-like, whose product is annotated as checkpoint protein HUS1. Gene Ontology annotation, biological process: mitotic intra-S DNA damage checkpoint signaling; nucleotide-excision repair; meiotic DNA integrity checkpoint signaling. The transcript has 6 exons. The record is from RefSeq and is a predicted model, not a curated record. NCBI's taxonomy places the organism in Eukaryota, Metazoa, Arthropoda, Insecta, Coleoptera, Coccinellidae. Gene Ontology annotation, cellular component: site of double-strand break; checkpoint clamp complex; nucleolus. Bases 243 to 1121 code for a protein of 292 amino acids.